UAUCUAAAGUAGGUAGGGCUCCGUCUGCUUGUGUAUUGACACCGUCAUUAUCUUUAGCUCUGCGCGCACCGCAGACAGUGAGAGAGAGUGCGCCAGGCUAGGGAGAGAGCGGUUGUGACUCAAGCUCUGCGAAUUCAGUUAGUCUACUACAACUAUGAAUGCAUUGUGAGUGGCUCGUGUGGGCAACAGAAGCAGACCUUUAUUUGGCAUUUGUUUCUUUUUUCGUCGCCAAUGCAAAAGGAAAUAUGCAGCGACGACUUACCUUGGUCUUUGUUAGUUUUUGUGUUGGGUUUUGCGCUGGUUCAAGUUUCCCAAGUAAUAUCAAUAUAGGGGGAUUGUUCCCAAACGGCUCCCACGAAUAUGAGGUUUUUCGGUUUGCACUCUCUCAUCACCAGGAUAUCCCCAAACUGGUACCACAAGUGGACAUGGUCGACACAGCAAGCAGCUUUGCUAUGACAUAUGCAUUUUGUUCACAGUUUUCCAAAGGAGUCUAUGCCAUCAUUGGAUUGUAUGACAGGAAGACCAUGAACAUGCUCAUGUCGUUCUGCGGGGCUCUCCACGUCUGCUUUGUGACACCCAGUUUCCCAAUUGAAACCAACAACCAGUUUGUGAUCCAGCUGAGACCGGAGCUUCAGGAGCCCCUCAUUGCCCUGAUUCAUCACUACAAAUGGACCAAGUUUGUCUACAUGUAUAGCUCUCAUUCAGGCCUGACAGUGCUGCAGAAGAUUCUGGAUACAGCAGCAGAGAGGACAUGGCAGGUGACAUCAGUGAACCUGGACAGUGGUAUGGAUCAGGUGGCCUUCCUGAAGGUGGUUCAGGACCUAGAGAAGAAGAAGGAGUACAACAUCAUCCUGGACUGUGAGCUGGAGAGACUCAACUUGAUCCUCAACCUGAUCGCUGCUCAGAAGAAGAACCUAAAAAAUUACCACUACAUAUUGGCAAACCUGGGAUUUUUGGACAUGAACUUCACUGAGUUCCAGAAGAGUGGUGCCAACGUCACCGGGUUCCAACUAAUGAACUACUCAGACGAAAAUGUCAGCAAGGUCAUAGAGGAGUGGGUGGACUUUGACAGCAAAGACCUUAAACUACCCAAGAGAAGACUGAAGUACACAGGAGCCCUCACAUACGACGGAGUGAGCGUCAUGGCAACCGCCUUUCAGAACCUCCGGAAGCAACGUAUUGACAUCUCCCGGCGAGGCAACGCUGGCGAGUGUCUGGCCAACCCACCAGCUCCCUGGGGCCAGGGUAUCGACAUCCAGAGAGCCCUACAGCAGGUUCGAAUUGAGGGCUUGACUGGACAUGUCCAGUUUAACGAGAAAGGCCAUCGGACCAACUACACGGUCAGCGUCAUGGAGCUGAGCCCGAGUGGACCGCUGAAGGUGGGCUACUGGAACGAGAAUGAGAACUAUGUGAACACAGCAGUAUACACACCGGUGGUUGAAGAGUUCUUCGGACUGCAAAACAGGACCUACAUAGUGACCAGUAUCCUUGAAUCUCCAUAUGUGAUGCUGAAGAAAAAUCAUGAGCAGCUGGUGGGGAACGAUAAGUAUGAGGGCUAUUGUGUGGAGCUGGCCGCCGAGAUCGCCAAGCAUGUGGGCUAUACUUAUAAACUGGAGAUCGUAGGGGAUGGAAAGUACGGAGCCAGAGAUGCUGAGUCCAAGAUGUGGAACGGGAUGGUGGGCGAGCUCGUUUAUGGGAAAGCAGAUGUAGCAGUAGCCCCGUUGACCAUCACCCUGGUGAGAGAGGAGGUGAUCGACUUCUCCAAGCCUUUCAUGUCUCUGGGCAUCUCCAUCAUGAUCAAGAAGCCCACCAAGUCAAAACCUGGAGUCUUCUCCUUCCUCGACCCACUGGCCUACGAGAUCUGGAUGUGCAUCGUGUUUGCCUACAUCGGUGUGAGCGUGGUUCUCUUCCUGGUCAGCCGCUUCAGCCCGUACGAGUGGCAGGGGGACGACUCAGAGGGAGAGGAGGGCCAAGAGCAGCAGCAGAGACAGCAGUCGUUCAGUCCCAGGAGAGAGCCAGGACAGUCCCAGUCCCAACCGGGACAAAACCAGGGCCAAGGACAGGGCCAGUCCCAGUCCCAACCGGGCCAAAACCAGGGCCAAGGACAGGGCCAGAGCCAGAGUGAGGGGCACACCAAUGAGUUUGGGAUAUUCAACAGCUUGUGGUUCUCGCUGGGUGCCUUCAUGCAGCAGGGCUGUGACAUCUCGCCAAGGUCCCUCUCUGGUCGCAUUGUAGGGGGAGUGUGGUGGUUCUUCACCCUCAUCAUCAUCUCGUCCUACACGGCCAACCUGGCUGCCUUCCUCACCGUGGAGAGGAUGGUGUCGCCCAUAGAGAGUGCAGAGGACCUGGCCAAGCAGACGGAGAUCGCCUAUGGUACUCUAGACGGAGGCUCCACCAAAGAGUUCUUCAGGAGAUCGAAAAUAGCCGUAUUUGAGAAGAUGUGGUCCUACAUGAAGUCUGCCGACCCGUCAGUGUUCGUGAAGACCACAGACGAGGGCGUGGUGCGGGUCAGGAAGUCCAAAGGGAGGUAUGCCUACCUGCUGGAGUCCACCAUGAACGAGUACAUCGAGCAGAGGAAACCCUGUGACACCAUGAAGGUGGGAGGGAACCUGGACUCCAAGGGUUACGGAGUGGCCACGCCCAAGGGAUCGGCAUUAAGAAUCCCCGUAAACCUAGCGGUGUUGAAACUCAAUGAGCAAGCCAUCUUAGACAAACUGAAAAACAAAUGGUGGUACGAUAAGGGAGAGUGUGGAAGCAAGGACUCCGGAAGAAAGGACAAGACCAGCGCUCUGAGCCUCAGCAAUGUGGCUGGGGUGUUCUACAUCCUGAUUGGAGGGCUGGGGCUGGCCAUGCUCGUGGCUUUGGUCGAGUUCUGUUACAAGUCCAGGAUCGAGUCGAGGAGGAUGAAGCAAAUCAUCGAUGCAGCCAUGCUGAGUUCCACCCUGAGCCGGAUGACCAGGACAGGGAGCGGGGGCGAGAAUGGACGAGUGGUCGCCCAUGACUUCCCCAAAGCGUCACAGACUCUCCCCUGCAUGAGCCAGGCCGCGGGCAUGUGAUGGGGCAGUCCUUCCUCUGCACAGACCCCACCAAAAAAGAGAAAUGGAAAAGAGGAGGGAGGGAGGGGGGAGUGUUGCACUGUGGCUUGACUACUGCCAAUAGGAUUCACUGACUGCUCACUCUGAAGACAGAAACAACAAAGAAAAUGACUUUUGUAAAGAGACGGUUUAUUUGGAUCUUUUCUGCUGCAAUAAAGAUGGCUGUCUUGGACUUUAAUAGACGGCAUACUUUUGUGUAUCAAAAAGAAAGGAAAAGAGAAGUUCUUCCCCAACCCAAUUAAUAGUGACACUUUUUGCACUAUGUCAGUUUUUCUGGUCGACAAUUCAGUUUUUCUUGUCUACUACUAUCAUGAACAGCUACAGUGGAGCCUGAAAUAAUUGAACCCCUUGAUAAAGAUGAGCAAUAAUGUAUAAAAUAAAGAAUUCAAAUAAUAAGCUAUAUUGUAUAUAACAAAAAUAAUGAGGAAAUUAUAAUAUUUUAUACUAAUAUCUUGGAGAAAGAGAUUCUGUUUGAUAAAUUAACUACUUUUUUCCUCAGAAAAGGGAAAAGGGUCAAACCGAUUGACACCCCGAAAGAUUCUUAUAAAUAAAGUAGUCAGAAGUUUAGUAUUUGGUCCCAUAUUCCUAGCAGGCAAUGACUACAUCAAGCUUGUGACUCUACAAACUUGUUGGAU
Oncorhynchus tshawytscha (Chinook salmon) is the source of this 3730-nucleotide messenger RNA. Its product is annotated as glutamate receptor 1. Gene Ontology annotation, cellular component: postsynaptic membrane; dendritic spine; plasma membrane. Gene Ontology annotation, molecular function: AMPA glutamate receptor activity; transmitter-gated monoatomic ion channel activity involved in regulation of postsynaptic membrane potential. The transcript has 16 exons. The record is from RefSeq and is a predicted model, not a curated record. Gene Ontology annotation, biological process: synaptic transmission, glutamatergic; modulation of chemical synaptic transmission. Lineage: Eukaryota; Metazoa; Chordata; Actinopteri; Salmoniformes; Salmonidae. Bases 159 to 3056 code for a protein of 965 amino acids.